AUGGCUGGUGAUCCGCUACCUUCGGGUGGCAUCGCCAUCAUUGUGGUGAAUACGGUUUUCCUCGUCCUCGCCUUCGUAGCGGUCAUUGCCCGCUUUUAUGCCCGGUACCUUCAGCGGAAGCAGAUCGCCACCGAUGACUACCUCAUUGUCGCGGGCCUGUUCUUUACUGUUGCAACUGUCGGCAUUGGUUAUUCGCUUGUCCUCGAUGGCGGUGCUGGGCGUCACAUGGAAGAUGCCACGCCAGAACAGAUAGCCAUGGCGCUGAAGCUUUUUGUUCCUGCCCCGCUCUUAUGGGCAAUCGCAACCACAUUCGUCAAGCUCUCCAUUUUGUUCUUCUACAUCAGCAUUUUCACAAUGCCAAGAUUACGCAGCGCUGUCUACGUCGUCAUUGCCGUUUCAGUUGCCCUUGUAGUCGUCGUCAUCUUGGAAUCGUUCUUGUUAUGUCGGCCGUUCGAAUAUACCUGGAACAGAACAAUCCCUGGCGUUUGCGGUGACACACAAAAGGCUUACCUCUCCGUCGCCAUUGUCAACCUGGCUAUCGAUCUAAGCAUCGUAGCUCUGCCAAUGCCGGUCCUCUGGAGCCUGAAAAUGGCCAAGAAGAAGAAGAUGGCCAUCAGCGCCAUUCUGUGCCUUGGUUUGUGCAUCUGCGCCAUUACCGCUGCUCGCAUCCAGUCUGUCCUCAACCUAGACCCAAUGGACUUUACCUACACCGUGGUUGAAGACACUAUUUUUGGAGGUUUGGAGCUUGAACUAGGUAUCAUCAAUGCUUGCUUGCCUAUAUUACGACCUUUGUUCAGCAAGGCUUUCGGAUCAAACUCCGCCUUGGCCAGUAUAUGGACCAGGAAGACAGAGAAUGACAGUACAGACAAGAGCAAGACGAACUGGAGCAGCCAAAAGGAGUCGAAGAGGUUCCACCGCUUGAAUGAUGACACCUACCCGCUUACUGAUUUGACGACGACGACCAUCUACGCUAACAAUGACGUGGAAAGCCAAGUUGAGCAAGGUCGUGAUGUUAUGAUCAAGAAGGAUGUUCAUGUAUACACGACCAAUAGUCAUCCAAUGGGUCGUUGA
Messenger RNA from Venustampulla echinocandica, 1071 nucleotides. RefSeq lists its product as uncharacterized. Bases 1 to 1071 code for a protein of 356 amino acids. The record is from RefSeq and is a predicted model, not a curated record. Lineage: Eukaryota; Fungi; Ascomycota; Leotiomycetes; Helotiales; Pleuroascaceae. The transcript is spliced from 5 exons.